Phlebotomus papatasi is the source of this 3019-nucleotide messenger RNA. RefSeq names its product leucine-zipper-like transcriptional regulator 1 homolog (gene Lztr1). The transcript has 3 exons. NCBI's taxonomy places the organism in Eukaryota, Metazoa, Arthropoda, Insecta, Diptera, Psychodidae. The record is from RefSeq and is a predicted model, not a curated record. Gene Ontology annotation, cellular component: Golgi apparatus. Gene Ontology annotation, molecular function: protein binding. The coding region runs from base 188 to 2575 and encodes 795 amino acids.
UCAGUUUUCCGGAACCUUUUAUUUAUUUCGAUAUAUCGGCGAAGUCCAGUGGCAUAUCGAAUAGUGUUUUUCUGCGUUUUAGUUGUGGGCGGACUAUUUUAUCAGUAAUAAAAAGAAGUUUUUUGUUGUGGAAAAUGCAGUAAUUGUGUUUCAGUGAGUGUGUCAAUUUGUGCAAUUGUUUGUGAGAAUGAAAAAAUCCGCUGCAGACAUGUCAUCGUCAUCCUGGAACAUUUCUCACAGUAGUUCUAGCUCUCUCAAGAGUCGAGCUACAUUUUCAGGGACCGCCACACCCGGUGGAGGCACUGUCUCGUCCGAUCGGGCUGAGAAUGCCCUCAACCUGGACUUUACACCCUUCGAGACCAUCCACAAGUGGAAGCGGAUGCUGGAGUGUGAUGAAUUUGUCGGAGCCAGGAGAAGUAAACACACUGUGGUGGCAUACAAAGAUGCCAUUUAUGUCUUUGGAGGAGACAAUGGCAAGAGUAUGCUGAAUGAUUUGAUUCGGUUUGAUGUGAAGGAAAAGUCCUGGGGUAGGGCUUUCAGUACUGGAAUACCACCAGCUCCGAGAUAUCAUCAUUCAGCUGUUGUCCAGGGCAGCUCCAUGUUCAUCUUUGGCGGUUACACUGGAGAUAUCCAUUCCAACUCCAAUCUCACCAAUAAAAAUGACCUAUUUGAGUACAAAUUCUCCACUGGAUACUGGGUGGAGUGGAAGUUUGUGGGAAGAACUCCUGUACCACGAUCUGCCCAUGGAGCUGCUGUCUAUGACAACAAACUUUGGAUCUAUGCAGGAUACGAUGGCAAUGCCAGGCUGAAUGACAUGUGGACGAUUCCGCUCACGGGUGACACGAAGCAAUGGGAGGAGAUUGAGCAGAAGGGUGACAGACCACCGACUUGCUGCAAUUUCCCCGUGGCUGUGGCCAGGGGAUGUAUGUAUGUAUUUUCGGGGCAGAGUGGAUUGCAGAUCACCAAUGCCCUGUUUGAGUUCAAUUUCAAAACAAAGACCUGGCGUAGAAUAUCGAAUGAGCACAUUCUGAGGGGAGCUCCCCCACCUCCGGCCAGGCGGUAUGGGCACACAAUGGUCCAUCAUGAUAGAAGUCUGUAUGUCUUUGGGGGCUCAGCAGAUUCAACUUUACCCAAUGAUCUUCACUGCUACGACCUGGAUUCUCAAGUGUGGAGUGUCCUGAUGCCAGAAGCAGAUUCACAAGUUCCCACUGGGCGAGUUUUCCAUGCCAGUGCCGUGAUCGGUGAUGCCAUGUACAUUUUCGGUGGGACUGUGGACAACAAUGUCCGGAGUGGUGAUAUGUAUCGCUUUCAGUUCUCCUCCUAUCCUCGCUGCACCCUUCAGGAUGACUUUGGCAAGUUCCUGGCUGAACGACAAUUCUGCGAUGUGCAAUUUAUCGUGGGAUCCGAUGAGGUUAAGAUAACAGCUCAUGUGGCCAUGAUAGCAGCCCGGAGUCAAUUUCUACGGACGAAAAUCCUGGCAGCUCGUGAUGCUCGAAAUCAACACUUUGAGAAGAUCUUUGGCACCAUGGAAGUGCCAUUUGCCGAAAGGCAGAUGCUGGAAGUCAAGCUACCAGGAGCUGUUCCGGAAGCCUUUGAAAUGGUCCUCAAUUACAUCUACACGGAUCGUAUUGACUUCCGUGAUCCCUUUUCCAACAAAAUUGUCCUCCUGAUGAUGGACAUUUACCAACUUGCCGUGCAAUUCUUCAUUCCACGCCUCGAGCAGGUUUGCAUUCAGUAUUUGGAAUUCAAGAUCUCCAAGAGUAACGUCCUGGAUGCCCUGUACAACGCCGACAAGAUGAAAUUGACCGUGAUCAAGGAUUAUUGUUUGGGAUUCAUUGUGAAAGAGGAUAAUUUCUAUGACAUUGUAAUGUCACAGGAUUUUGCUGCUCUCGAGAAGACCCUCAUGGUGGAAGUGAUCAGGAAGAGACUCAAUCCCGGAAAGACAGCUAUUGAUAUGAAAAUUGAUAAAAGUGUUGGAACGACGCUCGAAAGUGAUAUGGCAGUUUUCCUCAAGACUGGUGGGGAAUUCUGUGAUAUCAAUCUUGUGCUUGAGGGAAAUGUCAUUCCAGCCCAUAAAUCUAUUCUUGCUGCUCGUUGUUCCUACUUCCAGGCCAUGUUUCGCUCGUUUAUGCCAUCAGAUAACACAGUGAAUAUUCAAAUUGGUGACAUCAGUCCAUCCAGGGAGGCUUUCAAUUCCCUGCUGAGGUACAUCUACUAUGGCGACACAAAAAUGCCCCCGGAAGAUUCUCUCUAUUUAUUUCAGGCUCCCUGUUUCUAUGGCUUCACCAAUAAUCGCCUUCAGGCCUUCUGCAAGCACAAUCUGGAGCAUAACAUCACGUUUGACAAUGUGCUGCAGAUCCUGGAGGCGUCUGAUCGCAUGAAUGUUCCAGAUAUAAAGAACUACGCCCUCAGGAUGAUUGUGCAUGAUUUUACGCAGGUGGCUCGUUUGCCAAAAAUGCGUAUGCUCAGUCGAGAUUUGCUGCUGGAUGUGAUUAUGGCAAUGGCUGAUAUUCUGGGGGAUAUUCGGGUGAAUCAUCAGGAUCUCACGUCGAUCAGUAUUCACAGUGAUAUAUGAAAGUUGGCUUUUCCCAUUCUCAGCAUACUCCUUGCCUGGGUUCGCAACAAUGACUUGGGCUGAAGGAACAACAAAAACAAACAACAACAAAUUGAUGCCAAAGUGUUUUUUUCCACUUCCUGAGCUUUUCCUCCAUUGCUCCUCUUUAGUUCCUGUGAUAAUUUAUUUUUUUGGCAAUAUGCCAUGUCCUGUCCGUGAAAGAAAUGGAAAAUGUCCUCUAGGAAGGUAUAUAUAGAAUAGAUGUUAGUUUACUUUUUGGCUUUUCGUAGGGAUAUUUAUUGAGACAUUUGAAUAAUCGUUACUCAGAGAUUUAUAGAAAAGUUAUUCAUUGGCACAUGUUGUAGAUUCAAUGUAUAGAUUUCAACGCACACAUUCUCAUAUGCUAAUUGAUCUAUUUUAGUAAAGAAUAUUCCAUGUAAUAAAUAUUGUAAUGCAAGAGAAAAA